GCGCGUGCGCACGGCGUAGAGAAAGUUAACUCCUGAACUUCGCAGCUCGAGAUUUUCUUGGUGAGAUUAAUAAAGAAGCAGCAGGAAAAGACGCUGCGGCGGCGGACAUGGCUUUCCGCAGGAGGAACAAGAGCUACCCCUUCUUCAGCCAGGAGUUCCUCAUCCAGAACCACGCGGACAUCGUGUUCACUCUGGUCAUUUUCAUUCUCAUUGGACUGAUGUUCGAGGCUACAGCGAAGACGGCCAUACUGUUCAUUCAGCCUCAGUACAAUGUCACCACACUGUCACCAGAGGGAGAGGUGACGCUGUACCACUACGGAUGGAAGGACUCUGCCACCAUCCUUUUCUACUUCUUCAUCGCCAUCAUACUCCAUGCCGUAGUGCAGGAGUAUCUUCUGGAUAAGGUGAACCGCCGUCUCCACCUCUCCAAGAGCAAGAACACCAAGUUCAACGAGUCGGGUCAACUGUGUGUGUUUCACCUGGUGUCCAGCGUAUGGAGCCUUUACGUUCUCGUAACAGAAGGAUAUGUCCUGCAUCCCAGCAGCCUUUGGGAGAACUAUCCCCAUGUACACCUCAGGUUUCAGGUGAAGUUUUUCUACCUCACUCAGCUGGCCUACUGGCUCCAUGCCCUGCCGGAGCUCUACUUCCAGAAAGUACGGAAGGAGGAGAUUUCCCGCCAGCUGCAGUACAUCUGCCUGUAUCUGCUGCACAUCUCUGCAGCCUAUUUGUUAAAUUUGAGUCGUGUGGGUCUGGUCCUGCUCUUCCUCCAGUACGUGUCAGAACUGGGCUUCCACAUCGCCAGACUCUUCUAUUUCACUGAUGAGAACCAUCAGAAAAUGUUUGACCUGUGGGCGGUCAGCUUUGUGUUUACACGGAUGGCCACUCUGACCCUGAUGUUCCUGGCAGUUGGCUUUGGUUUGGCUCGUGCUGAGAGCCAGGGGCUGGACUGGGAGAUGGGAAACUUCAACACUGUGCUGAUUAGGAUGACUGUUCUACUGCUGGUGUGUUUGACCCAAUCCUGGCUACUCUGGAAGUUUAUCCGCUUCCAGCUGAGGCGCUGGAGGGAGUUCAGACACGAACAGGCCGUCCGCAAGAAGGCAGCCCCAAAACAACCCCUACGGACAGUGAAGAGAGACUCACUUGGUCACCAUGAAAACGGAGUUCUUAAAGCGGAGAACGGAGCCUCUCCUCGGACCAAAAAACUCAAAUCCACCUAAGAAAACGCACAGACUGGCCUGAACAGCAGCCUUAGCCCAGGCUAAGGUUUUCUCAACAGCAAAACAGGGGAACUGGUGGCCGGUGGCCACGGGGCUCCUGGUUGACUACGUCCUGAGAUGUUACAGGGACUCAGUCGCUUGAAUGCUGGAAAAUGGAAACCAAGGAAAUCUCUUUGAGCCCAAAAGACAUUUACUCUUCUCAUCAUAUCAGUAUUUUCAUACAUCCACGCAGCCUGCUCCCCCUUCCUAAGGAACACCACUGUGUGCAUAAAAGUGAAUGCAGUAAAUGGCACACAAGUUACUGUGUGUGUCAGUGAUGAAUGUGUCCGUGCAUUUCCUCAUACAUAAGUACUGUAUUGGUUGUAGUGUUUGCAGCUCUUCCCAUUGAGCCGGCUUUGCUUGUUUUCUGGUCUGAUCCAUUGGAGCAGAAUGAAUUGUUACUGAUGAUAUGCUAUGAUAUGAGCUUACUGUAUGCCGGCUGUAGCGUUAUCCCUUAACCAAGCCAAGAGAAGGGAUUCUGGCCAAACAAUGAUGUUCACCUAUAGGCUCCUCCCAAUGAUUUACAUCUGUCACUGGUCACUUAAUAGAUAUGUAUCGAGUAUGUAUGUUGGAUAUUACCGCAUGCCAUUCCAUGUUUUGUUUUUUUGUUAAUUACUUUAUUAAAUAAUGCAAUUUUCUCAAAUAAGAUAAA
This is a messenger RNA of Hippoglossus stenolepis (Pacific halibut), 1908 nucleotides long. It is a transcript of the gene tram2, whose product is annotated as translocation associated membrane protein 2. The record is from RefSeq and is a predicted model, not a curated record. Gene Ontology annotation, cellular component: endoplasmic reticulum membrane. The transcript is spliced from 11 exons. Bases 108 to 1217 code for a protein of 369 amino acids. Gene Ontology annotation, biological process: SRP-dependent cotranslational protein targeting to membrane, translocation; protein insertion into ER membrane. Lineage: Eukaryota; Metazoa; Chordata; Actinopteri; Pleuronectiformes; Pleuronectidae.